Molecule: messenger RNA, 885 nt
Organism: Pyricularia grisea
Lineage: Eukaryota; Fungi; Ascomycota; Sordariomycetes; Magnaporthales; Pyriculariaceae
Exons: 1
Coding region: 1-885 (294 amino acids)
Biological process (GO): ribosome disassembly; mitochondrial translational initiation
Cellular component (GO): mitochondrion
Molecular function (GO): ribosome binding; translation initiation factor activity
Source: RefSeq, a predicted model, not a curated record
AUGAUUUGCCCCAAGGCACUCGCAGUGCGCUCAAGACCAGUCGCGGCUGGAUGCAUGCGCAUGCUGGCGAGCACUGCACGUCCGACCAUAUGCCUGGCGCAACUUGCCUCAAGGGCACUACCGACAGUGACGGACCAGAGGCUAUCGACGAAUCAGAUACGAUGCUACGCCAGCAAAAAAAAGUCAGCAAAAUCGCAUCCGGGGCUAACGUCGGCUAAUAAGGAGCGGGGAUCAGCUCGCCGCAAUGAUCGAGACGAGAUCGAAGAAGAAGAAGAGGAGGAGGAGGAUGAUGAUGAUGAAAUCUGGAACUUUAAAAAGAUGGGAAGGUUCCCAAGGGACGAGGAACUUCUCCAAGUUUGCGAGAAGAUAGUAUUCCGCGAAGCCACCGGGCUGUCGGAGCCGCAAUCGCUGGCGGAAGUGCUCAAGAACGCCGACCUCAAGACCAAUCAACUAGAGUGCAUCGCCCUCCCUGGACCCACGAACAGGGGUCUUCUCUACCCGGUCUGCCGAUUUAUGAACCGGGAGCAGCUGAGGCGGGAGCAGAAGGAAAAGGAAAGGGCGGCCCGGAAGACCAAGGUCAUGACCAAGGAGAUGGAGAUCAACUGGGCAAUCACCAAGCACGACCUGGGCCACAAGAUGAAGCAGCUGCUCAAGUUCCUGCAGAAGGGAUGCCAGUGCGAGAUCACUUUCCAAAACAAGGUCAGGGGGAAGAAGAAGGCGACCAUGGAGGAGAUGCAGGAGACGGUCAGACUGGUGAAAGAGGCGAUUAUGGAGAUACCGGGGGCAAACGAGUACAAAUCUGCGGAUGGCAGUGUGGGUUCGCCUGUCUACAGGAUGUUUUGGCAGGCAACGCCGAAAAAAGGAGCAGAGAAAGAGUCUUCUUGA